ACGAACGAAUUUACCUAUUGCUUUCGUUUGGUCCUUACCGGCGAAGAUGUGGAAAUGGGAUUGGAAACUUGGGAAGCCUUUUCAACGGAAUUCCGCGGCGCCGGCGCCACUACCUCACCAAUCACUACUAAUUCCACGCUUCACUCUCCACCUUAUAUUACAUACUCGCGAGCACACCGCUCUACCACGCAGCAUUCACAGGCAGCGGUGCAAAUCAGGUAAAUGGAGGACGCGGGGCGGCUUAAGAGAGUGUUUGUGGAUGCCACGGCGGGAGCAUUUUCCGGCUGCAUAUCGAGGACUAUGACGUCGCCGCUCGAUGUAAUCAAGAUCAGAUUCCAGGUUCAAUUUGAACCCACUUCUAAGUGGCCAUUGCUUCACAAGAGUGUUUAUCAUCAACCUUCUAAGUACACUGGGAUGCUGCAAGCAACUAAGGAGAUCUUUAGAGAGGAAGGCUUUCCGGGGUAUUGGAGGGGUAAUGUCCCAGGACUUCUGAUGGUCAUGCCAUAUAAUGCCAUACAAUUUGCAGUGUUUCACAAGCUGAAAACCCUUGCUUCUGGAUCUUCAAAAUCAGAAGACCACAUUAACCUGAGUCCAUUUCUUUCCUCCAUCAGUGGGGCAUUAGCAGGCUGUGGAGCCACUGUCGGAUCAUAUCCACUUGACCUCCUAAGAACAAUAUUAGCUUCACAAGGGGAGCCGAAGGUCUACCCAAACAUGAGGUCUGCAUUUGUGGGAAUACUCAGAAGCCGCGGGGUUCGAGGCUUUUAUUCUGGAUUGAGUCCUACCCUUGUGGAGAUCAUUCCUUAUACUGGUUUGUAUUUUGGAGCUUAUGAUGCAUUCAAGCGCUGGACUGUGGCGCGGAACCGUCUCAGAUCACCAUUAUCAGACAUGAGGGAAGGUGAUUUUUCUCCUUCGAGCUUCCAGAUCUCUCUCUGUGGUUUGGCUGCUGGAACGUCUGCUAAAGCUGUUUGUCAUCCCCUGGAUGUAGUGAAAAAGAGGUUUCAGAUUGAAGGACUGAAGAGGCACCCAAGAUAUGGCAAUGGAGGGGAGGUGAAUGCAUACAGAAACAUGUAUGAUGCUCUCCAUCAGAUUAUAGUCCAGGAGGGAUGGGGUGGCCUUUACAAAGGCAUUCUUCCAUCAAUUCUUAAAGCUGCUCCCGCUGCUGCUGUCACAUUUGUUGCCUAUGAAUUUACAUCUGAUUGGUUAAAUAGUUUGAGAAUUUGAGAUAAUAAUGUAGCAAAAGGCAUUGUAACAGUUUCUUAAGGUUAUGUAAUAAUAUAAAUAAAGAUUUUUUUUAUUUUUA
Ipomoea triloba (trilobed morning glory) is the source of this 1300-nucleotide messenger RNA. RefSeq names its product mitochondrial thiamine diphosphate carrier 2-like. The transcript has 7 exons. Gene Ontology annotation, biological process: thiamine pyrophosphate transmembrane transport. Gene Ontology annotation, cellular component: mitochondrial inner membrane. Bases 223 to 1221 code for a protein of 332 amino acids. Lineage: Eukaryota; Viridiplantae; Streptophyta; Magnoliopsida; Solanales; Convolvulaceae. Gene Ontology annotation, molecular function: thiamine transmembrane transporter activity. The record is from RefSeq and is a predicted model, not a curated record.